Messenger RNA from Anarrhichthys ocellatus (wolf-eel), 1373 nucleotides. Its product is annotated as rhombotin-1-like. The transcript is spliced from 5 exons. Gene Ontology annotation, biological process: positive regulation of transcription by RNA polymerase II. Gene Ontology annotation, molecular function: transcription coactivator activity; DNA-binding transcription factor binding. Gene Ontology annotation, cellular component: nucleus. The coding region runs from base 185 to 652 and encodes 155 amino acids. NCBI's taxonomy places the organism in Eukaryota, Metazoa, Chordata, Actinopteri, Perciformes, Anarhichadidae. The record is from RefSeq and is a predicted model, not a curated record.
CGCUCUUUACCGAGAAAGCUACUCAAUGGCUGUUUCCCUUGGCUUUCUUCGCGGUAAUGAGGAGCGGAGCUGAAGUUUGAGGAGCGAGUGUCAAAGCCCUCUGUGUUUAUUAUCGCUCUUCGGGUUUUUUUUUAUUAUCUUGAGGGGUCUCCUUGUUGGAUUGUUGUUUUUUUCUCAGAAAAGGAUGGUGCUGGACAAGGAGGAGAGCGUGUCCCUCGUCUCCCUCCAGUCCAGAGAGAAGCCGAGGGGCUGCGCCGGCUGCAACGGGAAGAUCCGGGACCGCUUCAUGCUGCAGGCCUUGGACAGGUACUGGCAUGAGGACUGUCUGAAGUGUGCCUGCUGCGACUGCCGCCUGGGCCGGGUGGGCUCCACCCUCUACACCCGGGCCAACCUCAUCCUCUGCCGCAGAGACUACCUGAGGCUCUUCGGGGUGACGGGGAACUGUGCAGCCUGCAGUAAGCUGAUCCCUGCCUUUGAGAUGGUGAUGAGAGCCAGAGACAACGUCUACCAUUUAGACUGCUUCGCCUGUCAGCUCUGCCGCCAGAGGUUUUGCGUGGGAGACAAGUUUUUCCUCAAGAACAACAUGAUCCUGUGCCAGCUGGACUAUGAAGGAGGCCAUCUAAACGGCAGCACAGAGAUGCAGCCUCAGUAAGAGAUCGUGACGGGACGACUGUGCUGGACUGUGAAACUCACAGCAGCAGAGUCCUGUUUCAGACUGUGGAAACAACACUGAUGGGACAUAUUUGCCACGAUUGAACUCUUUAUUAUAGAGCUGCGUGGAAAACUAUCCUGAAAACUUACAAUUCUGGUCAGAUGGGCCGGAGAUCACCGAACUUGAAAUACUAGAUGGAUGGAUGGAAGCCAAUCAGGCCACACAAAGCAUCCACCGAGUCAUCCGUUAUAGAAAAUACCAAGUUGUCAAACUGAACCGUCGUGGCGUGUAGGAAGCUGCCAAACUAUCUGAAACCUUUUUGCAAAUACGGUUUGAGGAGGAUCGACUGCUUCUCCUUCAUCUCUCCGAAGACUCGAGCGAACCGAGCGAUGCUUUGAAAACUCACCGUAGUUUUGUUUUCACUCUGAUCUCAAGCUGUUUUUUUUUUUGUUUCUUGACUAAUUAAACUGAAUUUUUAUUUCAGUUGGUGUGCUCAUUAUUUAUGUACUGAGAUGACUGAAAAUCAGUGGGGAGAGGAAGUCAUUUAAACAUCGCCUCCAGACAUUUUAGAAUAAUAAUAACAAAGUCACUAAAGUGCUUACAAUGAAGAAAGAAUAGAGAGUGCUGCACUGGGUCAAGGCAUGUAUUAACAAUAAUAAUAAUACUGAUAAUAUUGGACUAUAAAAAGUAAAAAACAAACAAACUAUUGUCCACUUUUAGU